Molecule: messenger RNA, 973 nt
Organism: Lycium barbarum (goji berry)
Lineage: Eukaryota; Viridiplantae; Streptophyta; Magnoliopsida; Solanales; Solanaceae
Exons: 1
Coding region: 108-719 (203 amino acids)
Source: RefSeq, a predicted model, not a curated record
CACAAUAAUGGACCGUUACAUCAUUUCAAAUUCUAAAGGACCGUUAAAAAGGGUGCUCCUCUCUACUUUCCCCCCGCUCUCCCAAUUCAUUCCAAAAUCAACAGUCGAUGGCGGAUCAGAAUACCAACACUUCAAUAAUGGAAUCCAAACCUUUACACCCACUUCACCAAAUCGCAGAAACCCCAACUCACAAAUUGCUUCUCAAACAAUGGCUUAAAGAAGAAGAACUCAUCCUCAACAGAAUCGCCAACAAAGAAACUCAAAUCGAUUCGGUUCGCAAUGAAAUCACUCAGCUCUACUGUAUCUUCUUUCUGUUCCAUUCCAUUUCACUUAUGCUUUUAUUCAGUGCUUCAUCGAAAUGGGCUUCGAAAACUGGGCUUUGUCACCGUUCUUGGAUCCCGUCUUUGUGUUCACUUCUAUGUUCUAUGGGUAUCAUUUGGGCUGUUAGGUACAAGACCGACACCGAGAGUCAUUUAGAGAAAUUGCUGGAAAGAGAGAAAGAGGAUGGGAAAUUAUUGGCCAAGUGUGUUGAGGAGUUGAAGAAAAAAGGGGUGGAAUUUGAUUUGUUGAAGGAAGUUGAUGCUCUUAGAAGGGCUAAGAGUUUGAGGGUUGAAGCUAAGGUUGUUAAAAAAUGGUCUGCUAGAGACUUUGUGUCUCUGUUUUUCUUUUCUGUUUCUUGUUUGGUACUGGCUUUAACCAGGACUAUAUUGUGUGGUUGAAAUUUACAAGGUUUAAACUACUGUAGAAGUGGUGGAAGAUUGGAUAUGUCUUCUCUUUAAUGAUCUACAAACUGAAAAGCUUGAAGCUUUUUGCCUCUGUAAUCAUGUAGUGGGCUAGUUGUAGUAGAAAAUUGAUUGUGUGGGGGAGGUGAAGGGAAGUUUGCAGAAUAUACUGUUCUGCUUUUGGUUAUUUGGGUAUUCUUUUUUGUAUUUUUGCAGUUAACAGAAUCUUAUUUGGUAACGAAUUCUUAACA